GUGCGUGUAGUACGAUACGGGAUGGUAAUACAAACACUUUAUCAUCCGAUUUAAUCUACACACUUCGAAAAAGCGAGCGCUCGGAAUGGUCGCGUGAAGAAGCUAGUCGUGUUGAGAAGUUUAAGGGCCCGUGCUAUUUUUCCGGUGCUGAAAUCGGCCCCCCACACACAGCCACCUUUCCGGUUACUGCGCGGUGGACAGUGAGGUGAAUAGAUGAAGUGUCGGUGUUCGAUUUAGUGGCCGAAGUCGUCGCUAAAAGUUGCAUUUUUCGCCUGAGCUUAGCUCCGAAUCUCCAGCGAAUCUGCAACGCGCUUGUGUGUGUGCGUGCGUGUGUUUUACGUUGGUGGUGUGUGUGUGUCUGUACAAGCCCCCCCCCUCCCCUUGUUUCGGUGCAUUGCUGCACAUUGAUUUUGUCGCCCCGUCUUAGCGGCGGAAGGGCAACAAAGGGUAGAGAAAAUCCCACCCCCGGGAGUGGAGUGUCAGUGUGAUUGGUGUAGAAGGGGGGAAAGUUGGCAACAACAACAACAACAAAAAAACCAGUGAAGUGCAUCUUGAAGCAAUUCCUUUGUCCACCCAAGCGGCGCUCUAUUAGUCAAAGGAGGGGGUGGUGACACUACCCCCGGGCACCACCUACACCCGGCACCCGGUUCCGGAUGGUACCGAGUGUACGGUACACCGUGCCGUGGGUGCAGCAACACCGAGCCGGCAGUCACCGAUGGUGAUCGAACGCCGCCAAAGUGGUCGUUAGUGUGCGAGAGCGAACGUGAAAGCAGGUGAAGUGAGCAGCAUCCAACCUCCCCCCUUCCCGUAACCAUCGCGCCAACCAUCAUCCAUCCAUCCGCCUCACCAUGUCCAGCCGCGUGCGGAAACAUAACGAACCGAUGAAGGCGUUCGUGCCCGUCAGCUCGCUGCUGCUGAGAGGCACCGGAUCCAUACACUGCACCGGCGGAAGCUCCGGUACGGCGAGCGGCCAGCAGGCCGGCAGUCCGAGCAGCAUGACGGUCGGCAGCGCAGGCUGUGGAACGGCACCGGGCCCAACGUAUGGCAGCGGGGCAGGAAAAUCGCUCUCGGCCACGCUGUCCCCGCCCGUCCGGCACAUCUCGCCGGAGCACGCCAUCUGUGGCAAUCGGAGCCCGGGUGCACUGACGGGCAAAGGGAAAAUUCUCAACGACGGUUGCAUACGGCGCACGGCCUCACUCGAUGCCCUUUACCUGCGCCCCGCCCCGGCCUGGAGCCUCGUCACGCCGACGCUGCUCCAGCUGGACAAAGCGACCCAGACGGAGGAAUCGUUCCUGGAGCGUGCGCGCGGCGGCAGCGGUACCACCACCGGCGGCGGCAUGCUUUCGGCCGGCCCGUCCUCCUCCCAGACCACCGCGGACGUGGUGAUGGGCCCGUCCCCAUCGUCCACCUCGUCGUCGCCGGUCAUCACGCGCACCGAUGUGACGACGCCGACCGAUCUGAAGAUGGAGAAAGUGAUACGACAAAGACUGCAGCGCACGCAUCGCGGCGAACAUUCCGUUAGCUCCCAGACGCUUAGCCCUAAUCAUGCAAAAGCAAGCCCAGUGUCGAUACCAACACGUACCUGUCCGCCUGUACACAUACGGCCGAUGCGCAACUCGGUCGAGGGUCUGAACCAGGAGAUUGAGAAGCUGGUCCUUUAUCCGGGCCAGCAGCACAGCUGCCGGGCCGAGCUGGAGAUGUAUUCGCGGGGCACACCGGAAGGCCACCGGGCACCGUUGGCGGAUCUGUUCCACGGUGCCGGUGCCGUUUCGCUCGUCGGCGGUCCCGGCGAUACGCGCUCGGUCAACACGCAGACGCCGCUGGGCGAUACGCUGUCGUCGGACGAUGGCAGCCAGAGCACGUCGCCGGACGAGGGUGCCGUCACGACGAGCGCCUCGCCUAGGAUCAACAAAUUCCUGGCCCGCGAACCACCGGAUGGUUGUGAAAAGGUUAAUUUAAAACUCACUGAAGCCGAUACCAGUACAAACACGGCCUGCUUCAAACCGUGCACUACCGCAUUCCAGCUGAAACCAUCCUUAGGAUCCGCAUUCCAGCCACUGCAACCGUUGCCGACGCUUAAAACCACGCCGGAGGAUGACGACGAUGCCGGCGAUGACGCUGCGGAAGGUGCCGCGGCGCAGUAAGAAGUACGCAAAACCGCGGUUCGCAUUUUAAACUCAAAUCGAUUUGCCUUAAUUUGUUUUAUUUUACCAUUUGUUCGUUUGUUUGUUGUGGCCAUUUGUUUUUUUUUUUUUUUAUCUUGCAAACAACCUACCGAAAGCGUUACAGAACGCGUGCGGCGGUUGCAUAGUUUUAGUUUCUCAAUUUUAACCCGUUUCUUGUGUAGUUUGUGAAACGUCCAUCGCGAUUAUAUUGUCUUUGUUUUAUUUAUCUUCGUUUCCAUUAAAUGAAAAAAAAUACACUGAUCAAAGAGCGAUUGCUGUAAGUUGCAAGAGAACGAGUAUGAUAGCUUUGUAAAACAGUUAAGAAAACAUGUAGAAGAAGGAGAAGUGUAGAUGGCGGUAGUAGGGAAGAAGAAGAAGAAGAAGAAGACGAUGACUGAAUGGAAUGUGAAUGUGAAUAAUAUACAAACAAUUUUGUAUGGCAUUUUUUGAGACAAAGCUACAAACAAAAGUAUUUCUUUACUCUGCCCUGCGUCACACACCCAUACACACACAGCAGCAGCGAUGCAGGUAACGUGCGUGAGGGAAAUUAAGACAGAAGGACAGCACGUUUGUACGAAUCAAUAGAAAGCGGGAUAGUGUGGGACGCCCAAUAAGCCCAAUGUGCGAACAAUAAGCGACUGAAUGGCGAUGAGUGAAGAAAAAGCGGGGAAAACGAAACCUUUUGUCGAAACCUAGAGAAGCAUCUUCUCACGUCAAUAUGCAAAAACAAGUGCAAACCCACUCAACUCAAGUAGCAUUUUUUGGAAGGCAUUUUUUUUCUAUCAAAAAUACUCUACGGUGCACCUGCUAGGAGCGCCGGGCCGUGGGGCCCAAAAAUGGUGCGGGUGCGGGUGCGCCGUAAAGUUGUGCAGCAAAUACAAUAAAUAAUCAAAUCCUAUAUAUACAACCACACACAACUCCUGCAAAAUGAAACCACUUAAACAGUAUACAACAUUACAAGGUUUGUCAGGAGUUCUCAUACUUGUGGGAUAUUUUUAUGACUCUUACACGAAAUGAACUUACGAGAUGUGAAAGGAAUUGGACUCUAUAGUACCCUUUUUGGACAAAUCCAACAGGAAUUUCCAAUGAUUCUGUCAUCCACUGAUGUUCCAAUGGGUGAGGGUUGCCAUAGAGUCCAAUUACCAACAUAUAAGAUUCAUUUCCAAUAAGAAAUAGUCAAAAAAGAAUCCCACAGCUAUGAGAACCCCUGAAAACCCCUGUAGCAAAACGAAGUGUGUUAAGGCAUCGGUUUAGACGCCGGGACACGGAACAUUAUUACAUUAUUGCUUGUACAAUUACACUAACGAUGAUAAACACCACUAUAUGAGGCUCUCGUCCGUGUGUUGCGAUGGAUUCAUCGCACGACGGUUAUGUUUUUUUGUUUGUGUUCUGUUUCUGUUCGUUUUUUUAACCUGCCAUAAAAAGAUACGUACAUGUGUGUUGUGUUUAAAAGAGUUAAUUCAUAAUUUUAUAAAGCUCGUUUUUUUAUAACAAUUUAACGUAUGAAGUUUUCUUUAUAUUUGUUUUUCUUUUCUGCAUUAGUGAAACAUAACAAAAAAAAAAACAAUAUAUUAGCUCGUUUCCAAAUAGUGUUUGAGUUUUAAUGAUUGCUUGAUUGUAAGUAGCAAUUUUCUAACGACUAACCUCACGAAACACCAUCCUGCAAAUGAGCACGUGAAGGUGAAACAUAACAAUAAGAUAAUAAAUAGUAAGUACAUCUAAACACACACACCUACACACACACACACAGUAACAACAAAACCAAACAAGUAGAAAGAACAGAAGUAAUAGAAAAAAACAGCGAGCAAGAAAUACAAAACCCAAAAUACAACCAACCAAUUCAUAUGCAAUAGAACGGAACACAACAACAUAGAAUCAAAACGAGCGACAGUGGCAUUAAUAACGCGCUAGGCCAUUUCGAACAAGCAUACUUUAUAUUUUCUCUACGACAUCUUUUUCAACAACAGAAACAACGGCAAACAACAGAAAAUAACAAUGAUAAAGAAGGGAAUAACGCGUGAAAGUGAAAGAUAUACACGUGAUGUGGCGGAGAACAUGCAGAGGAAUAGCAUUGCAAUUGGACCAACAGCAAGUAAUGAGAAGAAAGAAAGAAUGAAAGAGAAAUAAAUGUAAAAGCAAAUGAAGUAAGAAAAAGGCAGUCAACGUAAGAAGAAAACAUUCCGGUCUGGUAGCACUAACCAGGAUGAAAUUGAUUCCGUUUUUAAAAUGUAAUGUUUUGUUCGUAUUUGUCAACUCAAGGCACACGGAAAAGAUUGAAAAAAAAAUACGAUGUUUAGGAAAUUAUUCUUAUUCGCAAAAGAAGUAUAAAAGCGUGAUGUGAUGCAAGGCGUAAAAAAAUAUCAUCAAACGUAUAGUGUAAAACAACACGACGCACGACGUACCGAAACGACGUACCAACUGCUGCAGCUGUACACGAUGCGCGUAACGAUCUACCAACUCCCAAAUGAACAAUGUACAAAUCACUCAUCUUAAGACAGCGUGGCGGAAGCAAGGUGAAUGCAAGGAAACAACCGGCCGCCGCGCUAUGCGUUGUUUUUGCGUGUGCAAAUCUAAAUGCUUGUAGCUUGCAUAAUUUUAUAAUGAAUUUCUCGUUUCAUUAGCGAAGUAAGCAGAUUAAUUUUGUCGAUUGAUAUUUUUUUUAAUAUAAUCAUGUUGCAACUCAUUUAUAUAGUUUCGUUUUUAAAGUUAUCCCUUUUAAUUCAGUAAUUAUUUGCAUUUUUUUGCUAUUAAACCAGACAUUUUAAAUAAAA
This is a messenger RNA of Anopheles gambiae (African malaria mosquito), 4936 nucleotides long. Its product is annotated as protein FAM117B. Bases 849 to 2144 code for a protein of 431 amino acids. The transcript is spliced from 5 exons. NCBI's taxonomy places the organism in Eukaryota, Metazoa, Arthropoda, Insecta, Diptera, Culicidae. The record is from RefSeq and is a predicted model, not a curated record.